Fonticula alba is the source of this 849-nucleotide messenger RNA. RefSeq lists its product as hypothetical. The record is from RefSeq and is a predicted model, not a curated record. Bases 1 to 849 code for a protein of 282 amino acids. The transcript is spliced from 2 exons. NCBI's taxonomy places the organism in Eukaryota, Rotosphaerida, Fonticulaceae.
AUGGUCAAGCGUGGCAAGUGCGACUUCGCCACCAAGGUCCGCAACAUGCGGGACUCCAAGGCCUCGGGAGUCAUUGUCGGAAACCACGACGACAGCCUCUUUACCAUGAGCGCCGAGGGUGACACCAGCGACAUCAACAUCCCUGCCACCCUGGUCAUGGCCUCCUCCUACAACAUGCUGCUGAUCUCCGGCACGCCGGACGGCUCGCCCAUCGCCUUCCACACCGACGUCCUUCUCACAUCUGAUGUGUACUUGACGCUGCCGCUGAUGAACGUCCUAGUUCUGACGCUCUUUGCGCCGGCACUCGUGGUUCUCUUCCUCUAUGUUCUGUACCGGAUGCGCUCGCGCCAGCAGAAGAAGAAGGAGGUGGCCCCGGUUGCCGUGAUCAACAAGUUGCCGGUGCAAAUUUAUUCCUCCGCCGAGGCGGACAGCGCCGAGCCGACCCCCUGCUCCAUCUGUCUGGAUGACUUUGUCGACGGCGACCAGCUUCGCGUGCUUCCCUGCAAGCACAUCUUCCACAUCGACUGCGUGGACCCGUGGCUCACCACCCGCAAGCGCCUUUGUCCUCUGUGCAAGGCUGACUGCACUGACGAGGUAUCCAUCACCGGUGGCCCUGGCGGGGAGUCCCAAGCCGGUGGCUUUUACGGCUCCACCGGGGACGGUUACUCCUCGGCCAAUGCCUUUGGUGAGAUUGACCCCGAGAGCGCGGCCGGCGGUACCGGCAGCUCGAUCAACUACCAUUACACCACCGGCGACUACUCGCCGGACCCAGUUCAGGUGUACCCUGAGAGCGUGUCCGAGUCCGAGUCUGAGAGCAACCCUCUCAUCACGCAGGAGGCCUCUCUCUGA